AUGGCGGGUUGCAGCGAUGCCACCACCGGCGAGACGGUGCACGUGGCGCUGGGUAGAAGUUUAAAGAAGGGGAAGAUGAUCCUGGACUGGGUGUUCAAGAACCUCCGCGGGAUGGAGAUCGUCAUCCUCCACGUCCACCGACCGCCCAAGCUGAUACCCAUGCGUGAGUUGGGCCCCUUCCUUGGCCUCAAAAAACCCCACCUUCCCCUGUUCACUCUACACGCGGACUGUCGAUGUGCUUGGUCCUUGCGCUUGCUCGGAACCUGUUUGUUUAAAUGCCCAUACCAAUCCACUUCUCCCUGUUCCUUGUUUUUCUAUUUCCUAACCAAGGAAUCUCUGCUUCUCACAAGUUUUCAGAAAUGGGCGGGAGGUUUCCUAUUAACUUGGCUUCGCCAGACGAGGCGGAGAAAUAUAUCACAAAGAAAAGAGCAGAGAUGAACGACAGGCUGCGUACCUUCUUAGAUCUCUGCGCUCGAGAGAAGGUGAUAGAGUCCACCAGAGCUUCGAGCUUCUCUUCAAUCACUAAGAUUAUCUGACACGUUGUUAACUCUUUCAAGAUGCCCGCCAAGGAGCUGGUGAUCGAAGCCGAAGAUAUUUACCAGGGGAUCGUAUAUCUCGUGGGUCAACGUCAGAUAAAGAGGGUCGUCAUGGGUCUAAGGUGAAUCUCUCUAUCAACCUUAUUAGCUGAUGAUCUUGCUGGCCCUGUGCCGAGUAGAAGACGACAUCCAUUUAUCGAAAUAUCACGCAUCCCCCAUGGUUUAUGCUUAAAUCUAUUAGAAAUCCAAUCGAGAAUUUAUGUAACAGUAGCUCAUAAUCCGACGCGUUCACCUUACACGAAGCUCUCCAGACUCAACCCAUCCAAUUAUCUUUCAGGUCAAUCAAAGAGCAGCCGACUCUGGAGAAAGGCCUCCUCUCAUGUCAGAUAUGGUUAGUAAGCCAUGGAAGGCUGGUAUUCACCAGGUUUGCUUCAGCCUCCUUGAGCUAAUGGCUACAUCUUUUCCAAACAUUCAUCAUAACUCUGCUAUCUUCCCGGGCUGCGCCAUUGGGUUAACUGCAGGGGGGGCCUGCUGCAGCCACUCAGUGUGGAAUUCUCAGGCGCUGAGAACCAGGGUAGCUCUGCUUCGUCGUCCUACAGUGCUGGAGGAAGCUCCGAGUUUCAUCCAGAUCACGCGGUACGUGCUACUGUUCUUCCGUUUUAGUUUCAUAAAAAUAAAUACCCCUCGGGUAUUUUAUUCAUCUCGAAUAAAACAGUUGACCAGACUUUAGUAUCCGCUUGCUUUACGCCGUGAUUAUUGUGGGCACCAGCACCUGCGAAUAUAUGAAGAGGAGGGGAGGAGGGGAUUUGAAGGGUGGAAAGGAAGUGAAACAGCUAACUGAGGUGUCACUUUGGUAGGUGAUUUUUGAUACCCAAAAGGCUCAGUAGAAAAAAAUCUACUGUGGCAUUUUAGCCAUUCAUGGGUUUUUCAGGUGCCUCAAAAUCGAACAAAAACAUCUAGCAAUUACCAAGUUUUUUAUACGUUGACCACUGUUUUAGUGAUAGAAGCAUCUGGCCAUUAUAAAUCUUGGGUUCCGCUCGGAUAGGCUUAGCCCAGCCGUUGACAUGCCUUUCUGAGAAUAUCUCCUGCACGCCAAAACUGCAUCGUAUACCAUGAAAAGGCCUCAAAACUCCUCUGCUUUAUUAUUUUCCCAUGUAACGUAAACCUGAGCCAAAGCAGGAGAGUGGGGACCCUGGCUGAGCUACAGCGCCCUCUGCUUGCAGGCCAAAGAAGCUGGAGGAGGACCAGGUAAACAGCAGUUCGAGGAUGAAGAAGACAUCAGAGACUUGCUGGUGCAACUAUCCGAGGCAACUGAUCUCAUCCGCCAGUGGAAGGCGGAGGCAGCAGAGAGGGAAGUAUCCGAGGAUGAGUUCAUUGAGUUCUCUUUGCCAGAGCUCGAGGAAGCAGCUGACAGAUGGCUCGCGCAAAAUGGAGAUCAGGGAAGAUGA
Molecule: messenger RNA, 1984 nt
Organism: Spirodela intermedia
Lineage: Eukaryota; Viridiplantae; Streptophyta; Magnoliopsida; Alismatales; Araceae
Source: the annotation of a GenBank genome assembly